Raphanus sativus (radish) is the source of this 1270-nucleotide messenger RNA. RefSeq lists its product as uncharacterized. The transcript is spliced from 3 exons. NCBI's taxonomy places the organism in Eukaryota, Viridiplantae, Streptophyta, Magnoliopsida, Brassicales, Brassicaceae. The coding region runs from base 107 to 1024 and encodes 305 amino acids. Gene Ontology annotation, biological process: protein ubiquitination. The record is from RefSeq and is a predicted model, not a curated record. Gene Ontology annotation, cellular component: CCR4-NOT complex. Gene Ontology annotation, molecular function: ubiquitin-protein transferase activity.
GUCUCUCCCUCCCUCGCGUCUCAAAUCGAAUUUUAGGGUUUUUGAGAAUCUCCCCAUUCUUCAAAUUUUCAAUUCGCUCAGUGAGGAGGAUCAUCCUGCCAAAACCAUGAUUUCAGAUUCCAUCACCAACGCCUCCGUUACUGCGUCCUCUAACGCCAGAGAUUUCUCAAAGAAGAAGAAGAAGAAGAACAAUAAGUCUGGUAAGAUGAAGCAGAACAAGCUCGGUCUCCGCCGUGACCAAUGGCUUUCUCAAGUUGCGGUGACCAGUAAGGGGUGUAAGGAGGAGAGGAGGGAGAAGCCUGAUCAGAGUAUUAAUAAUCUAGAUAGGCGGCGUAGAGAAGACUAUGAUAAUAACGGUGCCAAUCUUCACCAUGAGAGCUAUAUGGAAUCACCUUCAAGCAGUUCCGUGGGAGGCACUAACUUCAGUGAGAGAAGCAGGACUAGUAGUAGUAGUAGUAGUAGCAGCAGCAGCUCUAGUAACAUAACGGAAGAGGACAAUGCAGAUGAUGAUGACGGGUGUGUAGAUGAUUGGGAAGCUCUUGCUGAUGCAUUAGAAGCUGAGGAGGAGGAGGAGGAGGAGAAAGAGACUCUCCUCCAUAAGUCAGCCAAGGAGCAAGAGAGUCUCCUCCAUGUUGUGGGUAUUGGAGAUGAAGAAGCAUCAUCAAGGAAGCAAAUGAGUAAUCGAGCUUGGAGGAAGACAGACGACCACCACCACCACCAUCGUCCUCAAGCAAAGCAGAUUAGUUUUCCUGUGCUGGACAAGCGUUUCACCACUGCCUCGGCACCCUCUUCGUGUCCCAUCUGUUGUGAAGACUUGGACGCUACGGAUUCGAGUUUCUUCCCGUGUCCUUGCGGGUUCAGGCUCUGUCUUUUCUGCCACAAGACGAUUUUCGAUGGAGAUGGGCGGUGUCCUGGAUGCAGGAAGCCGUAUGAACGGAACGCGAUCAAGACUGAGACUAGUUUUGAAGGUGGCUGUGUGACUGUUCGGUUGACUCGUUCCUCUAGCAUGUUUUGCAGAUCUUGAGAAAGAGAGAUGUUGUUGUUUCUCUGUUUUCACCCCCAUCACUCUUGGGACUACUGACUCUGGUUCUUUUUGUUUUAGCUUUAGGUAAUGUGGGUAUAGUGUUUGGGACUCUGAGAACUUUUGAGCUUUGUUUGCUUCUAAGUCUGAAUCAUUGUGGUGAUGGUGAUGUAGUGUGGUGGUUUGUGAAUACGUAAAAAAGUGUUAAACAGAAUAUUCCAAUACAUAAAAAAUAGUUUCAGUGAAGCU